Molecule: messenger RNA, 4055 nt
Organism: Heteronotia binoei (common prickly gecko)
Lineage: Eukaryota; Metazoa; Chordata; Lepidosauria; Squamata; Gekkonidae
Gene: PPIP5K1
Product: diphosphoinositol pentakisphosphate kinase 1
Exons: 29
Coding region: 60-4055 (1331 amino acids)
Biological process (GO): inositol phosphate biosynthetic process; inositol metabolic process
Cellular component (GO): cytosol
Molecular function (GO): 5-diphosphoinositol pentakisphosphate 1-kinase activity; inositol hexakisphosphate kinase activity; diphosphoinositol pentakisphosphate kinase activity
Source: RefSeq, a predicted model, not a curated record
ACCUCCCGCCCGCCUCCCGGCAGCCUCCCGAGCGGCAGAUCGUGGUGGGCAUCUGCGCCAUGACCAAGAAGUCCAAGUCCAAGCCCAUGACCCAGAUCCUGGAGCGCCUCUGCAAGUUCCACUACAUCACCGUGCACAUCCUGGGCGAGGACGUCAUCCUCAACGAGCCCGUCGAGAACUGGCCCCCCUGCGACUGCCUCAUCUCCUUCCACUCCAAAGGCUUCCCCCUGGACAAGGCCGUGGCCUACGCCGAGCUCCGGGGGCCCUUCCUCAUCAACGACCUGGACAUGCAGUACUACAUCCAGGACAGGCGGGAGGUGUACCGGAUCCUGCAGGAGGAGGGAAUAGACCUGCCCCGCUAUGCUGUUCUCAACCGGGACCCUGAUAAGCCAGCUGAGUGCAACCUUGUGGAGGGGGAGGAUCAUGUGGUCGUGAAUGGGGCUGUGUUCCCCAAGCCCUUUGUGGAGAAGCCUGUCAGCGCUGAGGACCACAACGUCUACAUUUACUAUCCCACCUCAGCUGGAGGGGGCAGCCAGCGCCUUUUCCGCAAGAUUGGAAGCCGGAGCAGUGUGUACUCCCCAGAGAGCAGCGUACGGAAAACAGGAUCUUACAUCUAUGAGGAGUUUAUGCCCACGGAUGGCACAGAUGUCAAGGUGUACACUGUUGGCCCCGAUUAUGCCCAUGCAGAAGCCCGGAAGUCCCCCGCCUUGGACGGGAAGGUUGAGCGGGACAGCGAAGGGAAGGAGAUCCGCUACCCAGUCAUGCUUUCGGCCAUGGAGAAGCUGGUGGCCAGAAAGGUGUGCCUGGCCUUCAAGCAGACUGUGUGUGGUUUUGACCUCCUGCGAGCCAACGGCCACUCCUUUGUUUGUGAUGUUAAUGGGUUCAGCUUUGUGAAGAACUCCAUGAAGUAUUAUGACGACUGCGCCAAGAUCCUCGGGAACAUCAUCAUGCGUGAGCUGGCCCCCCAGUUCCAGAUCCCCUGGUCCAUUCCCACAGAGGCUGAGGACAUCCCCAUCGUGCCAACGACUUCAGGGACCAUGAUGGAGUUGCGUUGUGUGAUUGCGGUUAUACGGCAUGGUGAUCGCACACCCAAGCAGAAGAUGAAGAUGGAGGUGAAACACUCCCGGUUCUUUGAAUUGUUUGAGAAAUACGAGGGCUACAAGACAGGGAAGCUGAAGCUGAAGAAGCCCGAACAGCUGCAGGAGGUGCUGGACAUCACCCGCCUGCUGGUGCUGGAGCAGGAAGCUCCUGAGGACUCUGAGGCUGAAGAGCAGAAGUCCAAACUGGAGCAGCUCAAAUCCGUGCUGGAGAUGUAUGGACACUUCUCUGGCAUCAACCGCAAAGUGCAGCUGACCUACCUUCCUUACGGGCACCCCAAAGCGUCCAGUGAAGACGAAGAUGCCCGUAAGGCGGCCUCUCCAUCUCUGCUCCUGGUGCUGAAGUGGGGGGGUGAGCUCACCCCCGCAGGGAGAGUCCAAGCAGAAGAGCUGGGCCGGGCCUUUCGCUGCAUGUACCCUGGAGGUCAAGGGGACUAUGCCGGCUUCCCUGGGUGUGGCCUGCUGCGGCUGCACAGCACCUACCGCCAUGACCUCAAGAUCUAUGCCUCCGAUGAGGGCAGAGUCCAGAUGACGGCAGCAGCCUUUGCCAAGGGCCUGCUUGCUCUGGAGGGAGAGCUGACGCCCAUUCUGGUGCAAAUGGUGAAGAGCGCCAACAUGAACGGUCUCCUGGACAGCGACAGCGACUCUCUCAGCAGCUGCCAGCACAGGGUGAAGGCCCGCCUCCGGGAGAUCAUGCAGAAGGAUGCCAAGUUCAGUGAGGAGGACUAUGAGAAGCUGGCACCAACCGGCAGUGCCUCGCUCAUCAAGUCCAUGGAAAUCAUCCAGAAUCCUGUGGAGGUCUGUGACCAGGUCUUUGCCCUGAUCGAGAGCCUUACCUGCCAGAUCCAGAAACACUUGGAGGACCCUAAGUUUGCAGACCUCCAGCUUUACCACAGUGAGACACUGGAGCUGAUGCUGCAGCGCUGGAAGAAGCUGGAGCAGGAUUUCCGCCUGAAGAACAGGCGCUACGACAUCAGCAAGAUCCCAGACAUCUAUGACUGUAUCAAGUACGACGUGCAGCACAACACCUCCCUCAAGCUGGAGGGCACUGGGGAACUCUUCAGGCUCUCCAAGGCUCUGGCGGACAUCGUCAUCCCCCAGGAAUAUGGGAUUAACAAGCAAGAGAAGCUGGAGAUUGCAGUUGGCUUCUGCCUGCCUCUCAUCAAGAAGAUCCAGCUGGACCUCCAGAGGACCCAUGAGGAUGAGUCAGUGAACAAAUUGCACCCCCUGUAUUCCAGAGGGGUCUUGUCUCCGGGGCGCCAUGUCCGAACGCGCUUGUAUUUCACCAGUGAGAGCCACGUCCACUCCCUCCUCAGCCUGUUCCGCUAUGGGGGCCUUCUGGACGAAUUGAGAGAUGCCCAGUGGAAGAGGGCCAUGGACUACUUGAGUGCCAUUUCGGAGCUGAACUACAUGACUCAGAUUGUGGUCAUGCUCUACGAGGAUAACAAUAAGGACCCCUCUUCUGAGGAGAGGUUCCACGUGGAGUUGCAUUUCAGCCCGGGAGUGAAGGGCUGCGAGGAGGACGGCAGUGCCCCGGCGGGCUCUGGGUUCCGCCCUGCGUCAGCAGAGAAGGAAGCCAAGAAGCCUGAGCAGGGGAGCCUGGGCAGUGUGGCCAAGGCGCAGGGGACUGAUGAGGCAGACCAGGCCCAGCAGCAGCUGUCCCCGCAGCCUGCAGAGCUGGUCUCCGUGCAGCGACGAUCGCCUUUGAUCCGCAACCGCAAGACUGGCUCCAUGGAGGUGCUGUCCGAGUCCUCGUCCAAAGCCGGAGGAGGGUAUCGCCUCUUCUCCUACUCCAGACACUCCUCGGAAGUGAAGCAGAGCGGCUUAGGGUCACAGUGCACGGGGCUCUUCAGCACCACGGUCCUCGGAGGCUCCUCCAGCGCCCCAAACCUCCAGGACUACGCUCGCAGCCAUGGGAAAAAGUUUGCCUCCGGCUUUCUGUACAAAGAUGAGCUCUUGUCUAUGCCAGCUGUAAAGCGGUUUUCUGUGUCAUUUGCAAAGCAUCCAACUAAUGAUGAGCUGGAAGGCGAGUGCCUUGCCCGGCUGCUGCAACGUUUCCCCUCUGAUUUUGCCACAAGCCGAAACCUCUCUCUGGAUGCCCCCCUGGCUCGCCAUCUCCACCAGUGCUCCUACCACCUGCGCCUCUUCCGGAAGUGGCUGGUCUCUGGUCAGGGUGAUCUGGAGAGCCUUGACGGCUUUGAGGGCUGCUCCAUGGUGCCCAGCAUCUACCCCCUGGAGACGCUGCACAAUUCACUCUCUCUGCGCCAGGUCAGCCAUUUCCUGACAGGCCUCUGCAGGAGCUGCUCCAGCAGCACCCCCUCUGGAGCCCCCUCAGCAGCAGCAGCAGCAGCCCUGUUUGACUCCCUGGACAGCCAGGCUCCCCUUGGCGAUGCCUUCAUGCAGCAGCAAAUCUUGUCCUCCUCGUCUUUGCCGCUGCACCCCCGCUCGGACAGGCCCCCCUGGUACAGCAGCGGGCCCUCGAGCACUGUCUCCAGCGCCGGACCUUCCUCCCCAGCCCCGGUGGACAACUGCCCCCGCUUCAGCUUCUCCGAGAAGCCCCCCCUCGGCAAGGAGCGGCGGCUCAGUGGUCAGCAGCAGCAGCUUCCCGGAGAGGGGCCAGAGGGGGCGUGUGGCGGCAGAGCCUGGAGAGAGGCCUCAGGAGAGGGGGGCCCAGGGCCUUGGGAGCAGACCCUGGAGCAGGCCUUGCAGCAGAUGGGAGCAGCGGCGGAGCCCCCAGAAGGGCUGGGAGGGGGAGAGGAGGAAGAGGAGAUGCUGCCGAGCCCAAAAGCGGAGUUCUUUCCUGCGGUGAUAGACACUUCGGAGGGGCCUCAUGGAGGGGCAAGUGGACAGGACCCACCUGGCAGAUUGCCUGACGAGGAGCUGGCUGGCAGGGCCUCUGGCCAGGGCCUGGAAGCAGCUCUGUUGAGCCCCCUUCUUCCCCCUGGGGAAAGCAGCUAG